Messenger RNA from Rangifer tarandus platyrhynchus (Svalbard reindeer), 1236 nucleotides. NCBI's taxonomy places the organism in Eukaryota, Metazoa, Chordata, Mammalia, Artiodactyla, Cervidae. The record is from the annotation of a GenBank genome assembly.
AUGGUUUCUGAAACAAAUUUGCAAGUGGUUCAGGAAAAAAGCUAUGCAUACAAACAUACAACUUACAGCGACAAAGGAGAGAAGCCUGAAAGGGGCCGAUUCCUCCACUUCCACUCUGUGACCUUCUGGGUUGGAAAUGCCAAGCAGGCUGCGUCGUAUUACUGCAGUAAGCUGGGCUUUGAGCCCCUAGCCUACAAGGGCCUGGAGACCGGUUCCCGGGAAGUGGUGAGCCAUGUGGUCAAGCAAGGGCAGAUUGUGUUCGUCUUCUCCUCUGCCCUCAACCCCUGGAACAAAGAGAUGGGCGAUCACCUGGUGAAACAUGGCGAUGGAGUGAAGGACGUUGCGUUCGAGGUGGAGGAUUGUGACUACAUUGUGCAGAAGGCCCGGGAACGAGGCGCCAAGAUCGUGCGGGAGCCCUGGGUAGAGCAAGAUAAGCUUGGGAAGGUGAAGUUUGCUGUGCUACAGACGUAUGGCGACACGACACACACCCUGGUGGAGAAGAUGAACUAUACUGGCCGGUUCCUGCCUGGAUUCGAGGCCCCAGCAUUCAUGGACCCCCAACUUUCCAAGCUGCCCAACUGCAGUCUUGAGAUAAUCGAUCACAUUGUGGGAAACCAGCCUGAUCAAGAGAUGGUGUCUGCCUCUGAAUGGUACCUGAAGAACUUGCAGUUCCACCGUUUCUGGUCUGUGGAUGACACGCAGGUGCACACGGAGUACAGCUCUCUGCGGUCCAUCGUAGUGGCCAAUUAUGAGGAAUCCAUCAAGAUGCCCAUUAAUGAGCCAGCACCGGGCAAGAAGAAGUCCCAGAUCCAGGAAUAUGUGGACUAUAAUGGGGGCCCUGGGGUCCAGCACAUUGCUCUCAAGACCAAAGACAUCAUCACAGCGAUUCGCCACUUGAGAGAGAGAGGCGUGGAGUUUUUGGCCGUUCCAUCUACAUACUACAAACAACUGCGGGAGAAGCUCAAGUCGGCCAAGAUCCGGGUGAAGGAGAAUAUUGAUAUCCUGGAGGAGCUGAAGAUCCUGGUGGACUACGACGAGAAAGGCUACCUCCUGCAGAUUUUCACCAAACCCAUGCAGGACCGGCCCACGCUCUUCCUGGAAGUCAUUCAGCGCCACAAUCACCAGGGUUUUGGAGCCGGCAACUUCAACUCACUGUUCAAGGCCUUCGAGGAGGAGCAGGACCUGCGAGGCAACCUCACCGACACGGAGCCCAACGGGGUUGUGUCCGGCAUGUAG